UGUUCUCAUAUGUUCUCAUAUCGUCUAUCAUCUGUACUUGUCUCGUGUCGACAAUCAAAACGUGUAUACUUGGGUAGCCGGUCACGAAACGAAUUAGAACUUCAUUAUAAAGUAAAAGUUUAAUCAGUAAUUCACUCACAAUGGUGAAACUGACACCGGAAUUGAUAGAACAAUCGAUGCAAUACAUUAAUCCUGUGCGUGAUCGGGAAUUAGAUCUUAGAGGAUACAAAAUACCCACCAUCGAGAAUCUGGGGGCGACUUUGGAUCAAUUUGACACAAUAGACUUUUCUGAUAAUGAUAUACGUAAACUGGAUGGAUUUCCACUUUUGAAAAGAAUACAAACCUUGUUUUUCAAUAACAAUCGUAUUGUCCGAAUUGCUGAUGGAUUAGAGCAUUGUAUACCAAAUUUACAUACGUUGAUGUUAACUGGUAAUAUGAUUCAAGAAUUGGCUGAUCUAGAGCCUCUGAUACAGCUGAAAAAUCUUACAAGUUUGUGCCUGCUUCAAAAUCCAGUAUCGGCGAAGCCACAGUAUCGACAAUACGUUAUAUAUAGAUUUCCACAGCUCAAAUUACUUGAUUUUCGAAAAAUUAAAAUGAAAGAACGCAAUGCAGCAAUAGAAUACUUCAGAAGUCAGCGUGGCAAAGAAAUGACACGUGAAAUAGCAAAGAAGGUGAAGGCUCAAACGGCGGGUACAGCUAUGGAUAAACCUCUGACUACUCCUGAAGAACGUAACAAGAUUCGCGAAGCCAUUACAAAUGCUUCUUCCUUGGAAGAGGUACAAAGGCUUAGUAAAUUCCUGCAAUCUGGUCAUAUUCCAGGAGAAGAACGAAUGCAAAAUGGGAGCGGAACUGUGGAACCUAUGGAAGAGGAUGAUGAUUGAGUAACUAGCUUUCUAUGUUAUAUUUAUAAUGUAAGCCUGAAAAACAUGAAGGGACCUCACAUUGUAAGUAUCUGAUGCGAUAAUAUAGGACGCGAUACAAUAUAUAUGAUGCUGAUAAGAAAUUGUACUACACAGAUAUUAUUUUUUUUUAAUAUUACAAAUUGA
Camponotus floridanus (Florida carpenter ant) is the source of this 1046-nucleotide messenger RNA. RefSeq names its product probable U2 small nuclear ribonucleoprotein A' (gene U2A). Gene Ontology annotation, biological process: mRNA splicing, via spliceosome. The record is from RefSeq and is a predicted model, not a curated record. The coding region runs from base 141 to 881 and encodes 246 amino acids. Gene Ontology annotation, cellular component: U2 snRNP. NCBI's taxonomy places the organism in Eukaryota, Metazoa, Arthropoda, Insecta, Hymenoptera, Formicidae. The transcript has 4 exons. Gene Ontology annotation, molecular function: protein binding; U2 snRNA binding.